Molecule: messenger RNA, 1924 nt
Organism: Felis catus (domestic cat)
Lineage: Eukaryota; Metazoa; Chordata; Mammalia; Carnivora; Felidae
Gene: RSKR
Product: ribosomal protein S6 kinase related
Exons: 12
Coding region: 488-1702 (404 amino acids)
Biological process (GO): protein phosphorylation
Molecular function (GO): ATP binding; protein kinase activity
Source: RefSeq, a predicted model, not a curated record
AUGGCAAUAGGAGUCAGGGCUGGCCAUGGAUCCCCCUGGGGCAUGCCCUGGAGAAUGGUAAGAAAAUGACUUAAAGAGAAAAAAAAUCUAUUUUAGUUAUUAAUUUUUUUUGGUGUGUUAAGUACAUGGGUUCAACCUGUGUCCUUCCCUCCCCAUCAACCCAAGACACAUCCUCUAGCUGCCACUCUAAUGAGGAUGGCCUCUUCCCUCCUCCAUGAAGCCCUAUCACAGAUACUUCCCAGCUCUGGUGUGACACUGGCCCCAUGCUGAUAGGUCUCUGCACAUUUUAGUUCUGGCUAUAAGCUUAUUCAUAACUGGGGUGGGCAGAUAGGAUUUGAGGAUGAGGGGUUUGGCUGCAUCCACUUGCAUCUCUAGUCAUGAAUAGCAGGGAAGAGGCGGGGCUCAUGUGUAAUGUAGCAUCAGGGGGAGGAAUCGCUUAUGUAACUGGGACAACAGAUUUAGCAGGUAGAGGAGGCAGAGGCUUUGGAUGGGAACAGUAAGCUGUCGGCAGGGGCAACAUGCCCGGGUGGUUGCUUCUCAUAAGCAGGGUGGCAACAUCCAGGGUCCCUGGGUGCGAGGCUGGAAGAGCCUCUGGUCAGGUGUGGGAACUACCAGGUCAGGUCUGGAAGAGCUGUGGGGACUACGGGGGCAUCAGUGCCUACACCAGGAGCCCCCGGAGCCGACCCCGUUGCUAAUAGAGAAGCCUCUGUCUGAGUGGCCAGUGCCUCAGUUCGUCAACCUUUUUCUGCCGGAGUUUCCCAUUAGGCCUCUUACAGGGCAUCACCAGCUGAAGAUUUUAGGACUUGUGGCUAAAGGCUCCUUUGGAACAGUCUUCAAGGUGCUAGAUUGUGACCAGAAAGCAGUAUUUGCAGUGAAGGUGGUGUCCAAGGUAAAGGUCCUACAGAGGGACAUCCUGAGGCAGUGCAAAGAGGAGGUUAGCAUCCAGCGACAGAUCAACCAUCCUUUUGUACACGGUUUGGGGGACAGCUGGCAGGGAAAACGACACCUCUUCAUUAUGUGCAGCUACUGCAGUACAGAUCUGUGCUCCCUGUGGUCCUCUGUCGGCUGCUUGACUGAGGCUUCCAUCCGCCUCUUUGCUGCUGAACUGGUUCUGGUGCUGUGCUAUCUCCAUGAUUUGGGCAUCAUCCACCGAGAUGUGAAGAUGGAGAAUAUCCUUCUGGAUGAACGAGGCCAUGUGAAACUGACAGACUUUGGUUUGUCCCGCCACCUGCCCCAGGGAGCCCGAGCCUAUACUAUCUGUGGCACCCUUCAGUACAUGGCCCCAGAGGUCCUGAGUGGAGGGCCUUACAACCAUGCUGCUGACUGGUGGUCCCUGGGUGUCUUGCUUUUCUGUCUGGCAACUGGGAAGUUCCCAGUGGCUGCAGAGAGGGAUCAUGUGGCCAUGUUGGCAAGUGUGACACACUAUGAUUCUGAGGUCCCAGCUUCUCUUAACCAGGGGCUCUCACUCCUGCUCCAUGAGCUCUUAUGCCAGAAUCCCCUCCACCGUCUACGUUAUUUGCAUCACUUCCAGGUCCACCCUUUCUUCCGGGGUGUGGCCUUUGACCCAGAGCUCCUACAGAAGCAGCCAGUGAACUUUGUCAUGGAGACACAAGCUACCCAGCCCAGUCCAUCGGAGUCCAUGCUUUUCAAGAACUUUGACUGUAACCUGGAGUCCUACCUGGUCCAUCCCAGCCUUGCUUGAGCCCCUCUACUGUAGAUCGGGGCCUGAGAACCCAAGGAUCUCCUCCACUGCCAACUCAGUAUGACCACUUUGAUGAUCUAGUUUGUUUUUACUCUGUAGCCUCUUACUAUUCUGUUCUUCUACUUGUUGGACCAGAGUUCAAAUCUUGUGCAUUCUGCUAUUGGCAGCCACAAUUGGCCCUACCCCUCCCUACUCCCUAAUACAACUCACCUCUCAAUUCAA